Molecule: messenger RNA, 4362 nt
Organism: Neohortaea acidophila
Lineage: Eukaryota; Fungi; Ascomycota; Dothideomycetes; Mycosphaerellales; Teratosphaeriaceae
Exons: 2
Coding region: 1-4362 (1453 amino acids)
Biological process (GO): protein phosphorylation
Cellular component (GO): cytoplasm
Molecular function (GO): protein serine/threonine kinase activity; ATP binding
Source: RefSeq, a predicted model, not a curated record
AUGCCUGUCAUGCCAUCUCCCACCCCCUCCUCCACUUCCUCCAAGUCCCAGAGACUCCCCAAUGCCGCUCGAGCCCCGACUGCCGCCAGCCAAGCAAGAUCUGGCACUCCCAAGAGUCAGCCAAACACAAAUGCCGCCUCGACAAGGACUGCCAAAGCCAGGCCAGCGUCGGACAAGGAGUCCAGCGUUGGCCGCUCCUCCAGGACAAGCUUCCGUAGAGAAUCAAUCGCAAACCUGGUCGCGAGAGAAAAGCCGCCAAGCAAAGAUGGCACGGUGCAGAAAAGCGCGAAGGAGGUGGAGGGCCUGAAAGACUUUCAACUUGGCGACUGUCUUGGGAGAGGCGCUUUUGGAAGCGUCUACCGCGCCCUCAACUGGAGCACCGGCGAAUUCGUCGCCAUCAAACAAGUUCGCCUUGUCGAUCUGCCCAGGACGGAACUCACCACCAUCAUGCAAGAGAUUGACCUGCUGAAAAACCUCAACCACUCCAACAUCGUCAAGUAUCACGGCUCGGUCCGCGGGCAGGACAGCCUCUACAUCAUCCUGGAGUACUGCGAGAAUGGCAGCCUGCACUCCAUCUGCAAGAACUUUGGCAAAUUCCCCGAAAACCUGGUCAGCAUGUACACCGCGCAGGUCCUGCAAGGCCUGCUGUUCUUGCACGAGCAGGGUGUCAUCCACAGAGACAUCAAAGGCGCAAACAUCCUCUUGACCAAGCAAGGCUUGGUGAAGCUGGCUGACUUUGGCGUCGCCACCAAACAGCAGGGAUUGGCAGAGGGAAGCGUGGUCGGCACGCCCUACUGGAUGGCCCCUGAAGUCAUCGAACUCUCCGGUGCCACCACUGCCAGCGACAUCUGGUCUCUCGGCUGCACCGUCAUCGAGCUCUUGGACGGCAGACCUCCGUAUCACAAAUUGGCUCCCAUGCCGGCACUGUUUCGCAUCGUGAACGACGACCAUCCACCGCUGCCCGACGGCGUCAGCCCCCUCGUUCGAGACUUCCUGAUGCAAUGCUUUCAAAAGGACCCCAAUCUUCGCGUGACGGCGAAGAAGCUGCUCAAGCACCCGUGGAUUGUUUCGAGCAAGAAAGGGGAGAUGAAGAAGCCCACGGAGUAUGACGAAACGGUCAAGAGCGUACAAGAGUGGAACAAGGCGUUGAGAGCGUCGCCGCAAAACACACACACCGGAGAUGCUGCAAACGGCAGGACGUCUGCUCGCCCGGGCUCGCGACCAGAUUCAAGAGGCCCUCCAAAGCCCAUUCCGAACCGUUCUGUUGCCCCACCCCCGGCCGCCAAGCCCUCAUCGCGCCCCUCCGUCCAAGCCGCAAAGGUGCAUCAUUUACCGGAGGAUGAAGGCGAUGAUGUGUGGGACGAUGAUUUUGAAUCGCUGUCCACCGGGCUUGCCGCUCUGCAGCUUCCCGAGCACCGGCGGCCGCAAGACAACUUUGCCGGUCUCCUCAGUUCAGACAAGCUGAAGCAGUAUGCCAGCGUUGAUAUUAUUCCCGACAUGGACGGCAAGGUGGAGCAAUGGGAUGAAGUGUUCGAGGGAGAUCUCACAGUACGCUCUCCACUUCAAUUGACGAAAGGCAACGCAAUUGAAACCGCUCGGCCCUUCUAUCCCCCGCACACGACCUCUGAAGAAAUCAAACACCAUCCACCAUCCGGCUUGGCCAUCACAAUGCCUCCAUACGGAACCCAGCCGAGGAGAUCGAGCAGGGAUUCGCAGCCCAGAACACAGAUUCUUCGACCCAUGAAACCCGAGGUUGUCCCACCUCCUAAGACGAAGCCUCAGACCAAUGGACAGCGGAAUGCACAGCCCUCGUCAGUUCAGAAUGAGAAAUACCGCGAAGGAGACGACGACGAGGACUACUCAGAUCUUGUGCCCGAGGAUGAUGCCGCUUUCAGAAAAAAGCUGGCUUCCCUGUCGCCCAGCAGGCCGUUCAAUCCCGCCGAUAUCCGUAACAUCCAAAGCAAGAUCGGAGGUAGUGUGCGCCGGAGAACAAAGACGCCAAAUGGACUUGUACAUGAUGCAGCAGCCAUCCGAAGGACCCGGAGCUCGCUUGAGAUCCAAAAGUACGCCGAGGAUGAGGAGGAAGAUUUCAAUGAUUGUUUCGAGGACGAAGAAGGAGCGCCGAUGAACCUGCAUUCCGUGAAGACCCGCUCGCCCAAGUCCAUCUCUGCGAGCAGCGACUCCGCUAGCGACUCCCAGCGAGGAACUCUCAAAUUUAGUGGAGGCGCACCGUGGCUUCAAGACGAAGAGGAUGACGAUGAUGAUCCUUUCGCUGCUAUGGAGGAAGAACUGGAUUCGGUCGAUUUGGAGGAGAAUGUGGCACGCGACAAACACGCACGAUUGUGUACUCUGGUCGAAGGCUUAGUCUCGGAUCUCAAACUCGACCAGCCGGAGGAUGUUCUUGGCGAGAUUGUCGAGCAGCUUCUCGAGGUCAUCACCGAGUCCCCGGACAUGAAAUCGGUCGUUGUGAGCAGCCACGGCAUGCUCCCAAUCUUGGAGAUAUUGGACUCAUCCACUGGCCGCCAAACCAUUCUGCACUUGCUUAAGAUUGUCAAUGCCAUCAUCAGCCCCACGAAUGUCGAGGUCCAGGAGAAUCUGUGCUUCGUUGGUGGCAUACCAAUCAUCUCGAAGUUUGUGCACAAGAAACAUGCCGCUGAGAUUCGACUCGAGGCGGCGGCUUUUGUGCGGAUGAUGUACUCGACGUCAACACUAACCUUGCAAAUGUUCAUCUCGUGUGGCGGGCUGAAUGUCUUGGUCGAGUUCCUUGAAGAGGACUACUAUGAGAGCGAAGUCGGACGAGAGCUCGUGCUUGCGGGCGUCAAUGGCGUCUGGAGUGUGUUUGAAUUGCAAGGCCCGACACCCAAGAACGACUUCUGCCGCAUCUUCAGUCGCAGCUCCGUCCUACAGCCGUUGAGCUUGGUGCUCAAUCGUGUUUUGGACGACGAGGGAGAGGCCGCCGAAGAAGUGGAAGGUCGCAUUGUGAACAUCUUCCUCCUCUUCAGCCAAGCCGAGAACCACGUGAAAGAAACCGUGGCGGAUCGCAUGGUGCUAAAGACGGUGCUGAAAGACUUGCGGCGCAUGCGACCGCAACACCAGAUCACGAUGCUGAAGUUUAUCAAGAACCUGAGCAUGCUCGCAUCCACGCUGGACGCGCUCGAAAACAGCAAUGCGAUUGAAGUGCUCACCGACCUCCUGAGCGUGAGUAUGAACGCACCACUCUUCCUCGAGAUCAGCAACCAGAUUCUAAACACCAUGUACAACCUCUGCCGUCUGAACACCGACCGACAAGUCGACGCUGCAUUGAACGGCGUCAUCCCACUGCUGCAGCGCAUCGUCCAGACUGAGCGGCCUCUCAAAGAAUUCGCGCUACCCAUUCUGUGCGACAUGGCGCACAGCGGCAAGCUUGGCCGCAAAGUGCUCUGGCAGAACAGAGGAUUGCAAUUCUAUGUAUCGCUCCUUGCAGAGCCCUACUGGGCUGUAACGGCGCUGGACGCGAUUUUCAUCUGGCUGCAAGAGGAGACGGCGAAAGUGGAAGAGCAGCUCUUACGCACGGAGUUGGGCUUCAGCAGCGCCGUGCUGCAGUGCUUCAAUGAAACCCGAGCGGAUGCGUUUGAAAACCUGCUGGAGCCGUUACAGAAGCUGCUUCGCUUGUCACAGCCGCUCGCCGCGAGCCUGGCACAUCGCAGCUUGUUCGAACGGAGUGCCGUCAAGCUUCAUGCGAAGAAGCCGCUGGUUCGACUAAACUUGCUGCGCGUGAUCCGUAGCAUCUGCGAUGCGAGCAGAGAUCAAGGGGCGCUCAUAAGCCAGUACGGACUGUUGGAGAGUGUGCAGAAUCUGGCGAAUCACGAUGCCGCCAUAUUGGUGCGUGAAAUGGCCGGCGAUCUGGUGAGAAGCUGUGAAAUGGGGAGUACGCCAGCCGCGCGAUACGCUGGGAUGCGGCGGCGGUCAAGUAGCACUAUGAUGUCCCCCGCACCCCCGUUUACAUCGUCGGGUGCCACAACGCCCAUCGAGCGGGGGGUAGGGGCAAGGGCUGGAUACUUCGACGCCGGCAUGGAGCUUGCACGAUCGCGAGCCAUGGCUUCUUCGCCGCUCCGGCCCGGCAGUCGGGACUCGAGUAUGUCUACAACAGGGGCGUCGAGUAGCGAUUGGAGCAGCAAGAACCUCGCUGCCGCACGGGAUCCGCGAGCGCAGGCGAAGUCGUAUCUGCCGCGUUCGGGGAGUCGACUCGGUUUGAGCCCAAGCACCGGCACGGUCAGUGGGAAGGUGCGCGAGAACAUGACGCCGACUCACGCGCCGCCGGUGAGUGCGAACACGCGGAGCAGCACUGCGGCAGCUGCGGCGAAUGGACGGCGAAAACGAUAG